UUAACUCCUUGUCCCACAAUUCAAAGUCCCCAAAGCGUUCAAGCUAGAGACCGGGCGCCAGCUCUCUCACAGCGCCUCCCUCCUCUUCCACCGACAUGGAUCGCGAGACCGAUCUCUUCCCUUCCUCGCCGACGAACUCCUCUACUUCCUCCUCCGAUCUCGACACCAUGUCGACGGGAUCGUUCUUCCACGAUCGUAGCACGACUCUCCGGACCCUGAUGGGCCUCACCUCUCCGGAAAUCCAGGCCAGGCCCAGUCGGCCAGCAUCGGUUCGACGGGUCGCUGCCGUUGGCGGUGGAGACGGAGUCAGCGGUCGGAAGCCCAAGUCGAGACGAAGCGGAUGUUGGCGGUUGUGCCGUGGGGAUGUGGAACCCACAUCACUGGAGCAGUUUCUACGGGCGGAGAGGCGGCUUGGUGCCGCCGAGGGGGAUUUUCUCUGCGGUAAUGAGGCGGCGGCGGACGGCGCCGGUAGGUUGUUUUUGAACGGGAGGGUUCUUCCCCCUGCGCCGGCGAGUCCUGUAGGACGGCGGCGAAGGGAGGGCGAGGCGGCGGGUUCACUUGGAAGGCUGCCGGUGAUGUUAGCUGGGAUUUGCAGCGGCGGGGAAUGGUAGAUCUGUAAUUUGAUUUUCUAUUUUUAUUUCAUGAGAAAAGUUUUUUUUUAAUGUAUUUUAAACAUUUCUUUUAAAAGCCUGACGCAGUUGGCGAGAA
This is a messenger RNA of Dendrobium catenatum, 708 nucleotides long. RefSeq lists its product as uncharacterized. The transcript is spliced from 2 exons. The record is from RefSeq and is a predicted model, not a curated record. The coding region runs from base 96 to 611 and encodes 171 amino acids. Lineage: Eukaryota; Viridiplantae; Streptophyta; Magnoliopsida; Asparagales; Orchidaceae.